AUGUCGGACGUAGAAGACAACGCUCCCGAGGUCGUCGAGGAGGUCGAAGUGUCCGGCGAUGCCCCCAAGGGUCAGAUGUCCGUUCAGGACGCCCUCAAGGGUGUUCUGAAGCUCGCCCUGAUGCACGAUGGUCUCGCCCGCGGUCUCCGCGAGUCCUCCAAGGCUCUCGACCGCCGCCAGGCCCACAUGUGCGUCCUCAACGAGAACUGCGAGGAGGAUGCCUACAAGAAGCUCGUCGCUGCCCUCUGCUCCGAGCACAAGAUCCCUUUGAUCAAGGUUCAGGACGGCAAGCAGCUCGGCGAGUGGGCAGGCCUUUGCGUCCUCGACCGCGAGGGUAACGCCCGCAAGGUCGUCAACUGCUCUUGCGUCGUCGUCAAGGACUGGGGUGAGGAGUCGCAGGAGCGCUCUGUCAUCAUGAACUACUUCCAGUCCGCGGAGUAA
This is a messenger RNA of Cordyceps fumosorosea ARSEF 2679, 441 nucleotides long. Its product is annotated as 40S ribosomal protein S12. Bases 1 to 441 code for a protein of 146 amino acids. NCBI's taxonomy places the organism in Eukaryota, Fungi, Ascomycota, Sordariomycetes, Hypocreales, Cordycipitaceae. Gene Ontology annotation, cellular component: cytosolic small ribosomal subunit; ribosome. The record is from RefSeq and is a predicted model, not a curated record. The transcript is spliced from 3 exons. Gene Ontology annotation, molecular function: structural constituent of ribosome. Gene Ontology annotation, biological process: translation.